Bombus pascuorum is the source of this 3853-nucleotide messenger RNA. Its product is annotated as tyrosine-protein kinase Dnt-like. Gene Ontology annotation, biological process: protein phosphorylation; cell surface receptor protein tyrosine kinase signaling pathway; axonogenesis. NCBI's taxonomy places the organism in Eukaryota, Metazoa, Arthropoda, Insecta, Hymenoptera, Apidae. Gene Ontology annotation, cellular component: signaling receptor complex. The transcript has 9 exons. The coding region runs from base 444 to 2225 and encodes 593 amino acids. Gene Ontology annotation, molecular function: protein tyrosine kinase activity; ATP binding. The record is from RefSeq and is a predicted model, not a curated record.
CCGACGACGCUGUGAUCGCUUCUCUUGUGCUUUUGAUACUUCUCCUUCAUGUCUCGUCGAUCACGUAACCAUGUGACCGUCGCUCUCCUCGAUAUUCAUUCGACCAUGGAUGAUCCAUAAUAAUCGAGCGUAAUAUCUCUUUGCUAUAUAGUACAUUUCAAUGGCUUACAAAAUCGAAAGUUCAAUAGCUUAGGAGAAAUGCAAUUUUAAAAAUGAAAUAGUUGUUGAUGAAAGAGUUUGAAAAACUUUCGAGUCAAACACGUGGAAACGUUAUAUCGAACGAUGAUUUUGUGCAUAGAAAAAAUAUGGAUGAUGUUUGUCGUCGUUUGCGAAAAAAAUCAACAGAACUUUUCCACGCUUGCUGUCACGUGUAUAACGUGAAACGGAAAUAAGAAACGGAGUAAAAGUGGUACGUUUUGCGCGUAUGAUUACGUCGGUGCGUGAUGUUAUUAUGCGAGACAAUGCGGUGGGGUGAUGGAUCGUGUGAUCUGUUGCGAUGCAAGUUUUUCGUUCUUUUGGUUCUCGUUGGCUGCAGCGAUGGAUACUUGAACAUUUUUAUCAGCCAGUCUCAGGUUAUGAAACUGUUGGGGCUCGAAGCUGAGUUAUACUACGUCAGGGAAGGAGUGGUUAAUACGUAUGCGAUGAAUUUCGUUGUGCCUGUGCCUGCACACAUCGCGGAUCUCGAAUUCUCUUGGCAGAGUCUUGCCGGACAUACAUUACCGUACUCGAUGGAAUUGGAUUACGACGUAGUCGAUGUUCCGAGCGAUGUUUCCGGAAUGAUGGCACUGCUUCCUCCCAGAGUGAACGUGUCGGCUACGGGAGAGGUGCCAGUCACACUGCAAGUCUUUAGGAUCAGGCUACCGUGCUCGGGUCUCGUGAGUGUGCAAAUUCCUUUGGCUUUGAGGUUGAACGUCACAGCCCCACCUGGUACCAAAUACAACGAUACCGUUUUAGCAUUCAAGAGAAACAAGAUUUGUUUGAAAGGAGUGCAAACACCUCUCACAAACGAUUCGGUACUUUUGGAACCAGGACCUUUGGUGAAUGGUAGCGGACCUCUUUAUAUCCUCGCGAUAAGUGCGGGCGCUUUGAUAUUAGCCGUAUGCGCAGCAAUCGCCUUGUGCAUUGUUCGCAGUAGCAAGGCUCGCAUUCAAGAAUCCCAGAAAACACUGCCCUGCUGUAGCUAUUCGGCGGCAGACACCGGCGGCUUAGCCAGAAGUUCUGUCCUGGUUAGGGUCGACCCACGACCCGGAAGCGCGAAUUCCGGAAGUUACGCAACCAUUGCCGACCUAGAGCCACUCUAUGCGAGACCUUGCGGUUCCAGAGCGAGUUACUACGCUUCCAGCCAUGUGACGCAUCUGAGCCAGUCGACCGAUCCUUGCGAGAAGGCUAGGGCACUCGCGGUAUCGAGGUCUGCGCUCUACUGUCGCAAUCUCGUACAGGAGGGCACCUUCGGACGCGUCUACAAAGGUACCUUGGAAUUGGUUGGCCGUGAACAAGAAGUCAUCAUAAAGACAGUCACAGAAGUGGCAUCGGCUUAUCAAGCCUCUUUGCUGGUGGUCGAGGGCUCGCAGUUGGCAGGAUUAGUGCAUGCAAACAUAGCUUCGCUCGCCGCCGCCUGCCUGGAUAGUUCUUGUCCGUUAUUGGCAUACACGAGUUCGCCAGGCGAGUUGAAUUUGAAGUUGUACCUUACCGACGGAAACCAUCAUCCUGGGACCAGGGACUUGGUGCACGUUGGCGCGCAGGUUGCUAGAGCAGGGGCAUUCUUGCACGGUCGAGGGCUCUUGCACAGGGAUAUCGCUGCCAGAAACUGUUUGAUCGAGCCAAGCAGUCUUCGCGUGCGAUUAGCUGAUACGGCUUUGGCGCGAGAUCUCUUCCCUCAGGAUUACCAUUGUCUCGGUGAUAACGAGAACAGACCCAUUCGUUGGAUGGCCUUGGAGACUCUCCAGCACAAUCAGUAUAGCACGGCGACGGACGUGUGGUCGUUCGGAGUGUUCCUGUGGGAAUUGGCGACGAUGGGCCAGCAACCAUACGUCGAGGUGGAUCCUUUCGAAAUGAUGGCGUGUCUUCGAGAUGGUUAUCGACUGGCCCAACCGAGGCCAUGCCCGGACGAAUUUUUCGCCGUAAUGGCCGUCUGUUGGUUAGGCCUUCCCAGAGACCGGCCGACCAUGCCUCAACUUCUCGCCUAUCUACAAGACUUUCACGAUGCCCUGGGCGGCUUCGUUUAAAAUAUUUAUACUCGAACGUUUCACGAUGUUCCUUGAAACAGCAAAGCAUUCUGGAAUGAUAUGUUCGAAUCACGUCGCGGAACCUUUCCGUCAACGUCCCUCGCGAGAGUUCUGAACGCAAGAAAGAGGAUUCAACGUGAGCGGGAAUCAAAACGAAGACUCAUCGAGAGAGAGACUCACGAUAAAGAUAGCUCGGCGAUGAAUGACGAAUUUUUUGAAAGUAACCAACACCGCCCAGAAGGGCGUGGUUUUUCAUUAAAAAAGGAAAGAAAGACGAGACUCGAAAGUGGAGAUGCAAUCGUAUGGAAUUGAAAAUCGCUGCCCAUUUGCGAUCGUACAGAACUGAAAAUCACUGCCCAUAUUAUUGAUUGUCAGCAACGGUACUCGACAUUCCCUCUGGCGCGUAUCGGCGGGCCACGUUGUUUUCGAAAUUCCGAUUGGAGAGCAACCGGAGAAUCAAAACAGGCGACGAUGGUUGACCAAGACUGGGGUGCAAUUCCGCGGAUCAAAACGAUUCGAUUACGGAGAAACGAACCAAGUGCGGCCCGAUCGAUGACGAAAAGAUCGAUGCGGAUAUAUCCGUCCAUAACAGUUAAAAAAAGGAACUCGAAGCGCGCAACAUUUUUUAUAACGUGAUCGAGACAGAUGCAACGCGACGGAAAACGCGCGGCGCCUGUGAACUCGCAAUCACCGCUAUCCGCUGUGCGCGUUACAUCAUCGGUUCGCAGGCGCGCUUUCGCAACCUUCUCCUUGGUUUCUUUCUUUUCCAAAUAUUACAAUGUCGCUACUUUUCCAUAAUCUCGCGUUCCGAACGCGUUAGAAAAGAUCACAACCAUUUUCACUUGCCCAACAACUGGAAGAAAACGUUUCGUGAGACUUGAACGGUCUCGUCGAUUCGAGCACUGCGUCAAAAAUCUCUAUAAUCAAAAUUGUAUUGGAUCAAAAUGCGCGGAUCUACUACUUGGCAAGGUCGAAAAUUAUGGGACGACUAUUUUCUUAGACAUUUUCAAACGCACUUAUUCGCGUCAAUAUUUGACUGUUCAGCUACGCGUGCAAAAUUCUUCUAGCAAAUUUCAAAGCAAAGAGUACAAAGUCUUGCGUUCUUCUCGAGUGUCUUUUCGCAAGUACAUUCGCGAUAUCGACUAUGCUAUAACAUUACGAUAUUGGAUUACAUAAAAAUAUACUCUUCAUACGGAAUAAGAAAAACAACUGUAGAGUUUUAGCAAGUUAUAAAUGAAGUUAUCUGUUCGACCGGUAUCUUUAACUUCUGUGGUAUCGUUAACCUGAAAAAUAUUUGCUCGCAACGAUUUUAUAAAUAAUGCAUCGAGCUCGAAAAGGGGAAAGUUUGCGGCAAGAGGGGAGACAGAACACAGGCAAGAAUACGGUAUAUUGCGUCUUGCUAACGCAUUUUCCGGGAAAUUAUUCCGAUUAUUAAAACUUUCGCAAACGUGCGAACAUUUACAAAUAAUUUCACUCAGAUUCCUAAACGCAACCUCGUGAACGUAAUUUCCCUCGAACGAAGUACGUAAUACAAAUAAUUUAGAAAAAAUCGAAAUAACCUCGAUAUCGCGAAUGUAUUUUCAGAAAAGCUUGACGACGCGACGAUCUAAGCGCAAAUAUGCGAAUGU